Dromiciops gliroides (monito del monte) is the source of this 4453-nucleotide messenger RNA. RefSeq names its product TruB pseudouridine synthase family member 1 (gene TRUB1). Gene Ontology annotation, molecular function: pseudouridine synthase activity; RNA binding. Gene Ontology annotation, biological process: tRNA modification; mRNA pseudouridine synthesis. NCBI's taxonomy places the organism in Eukaryota, Metazoa, Chordata, Mammalia, Microbiotheria, Microbiotheriidae. Gene Ontology annotation, cellular component: mitochondrion. The transcript is spliced from 8 exons. The coding region runs from base 28 to 1128 and encodes 366 amino acids. The record is from RefSeq and is a predicted model, not a curated record.
UAAGGAGGAAGAGUUUUCGGUUGGAGAAUGAUGGCCGCCUGCAAGGCGGUGGCAGCAGCAGCGACAGUGGCGACAGCAAAAGAAAGGGCCGAAGAGGCAGCGAAAACAACUACCACGGGGACGGCCGCGUCGGCGGCGGCCUCAGCCAAGGCCGCGGUCCCGUCCGCUGGGGGGACGACUACGACGACAGCAUCAGGCGCGGCGGCCAACACCACAACGGCCGUGACGGGAGGAGCGGGGGCCGCCCGCUCGGCGGCGGCCGCCAAGCUGCUGUCCCUGAGCGGCGUGUUCGCCGUGUACAAGCCCAAGGGCCCCACUUCGGCCGAGCUAUUGAACCAGCUGAAGGAGAAACUCCUGGCAGAAGCUGGUAUGCCUCCUCAAGAUGGGAACAAAAGGAAGAAACAGGCAUUAAAAAUUGGUCAUGGAGGAACUUUGGACAGUGCUGCGACAGGAGUUCUGGUGGUUGGAAUUGGAAAAGGAACAAAAAUGUUGACCAGUAUGUUAUCAGGUUCCAAGAAGUAUAUUGCUACUGGAGAACUGGGGAAAGCUACUGAUACACUUGAUUCAACAGGGAAAAUUACAGAAGAAAAACCUUACGAUCAGAUAAAGCAAGAAGAUAUUGAAGGUAUUCUCCAGAAAUUUACAGGAAAUAUAAUGCAAGUACCCCCUCUGUAUUCUGCUUUAAAGAAAGAUGGACAAAGACUUUCAACUUUGAUGAAGAAAGGUGAAGUAGUAGAGGCAAAACCUGCCAGACCAGUCACAGUGUAUAGCCUCUCCCUUCAAAAGUUCCAACCACCUUUAUUUACAUUAGAUGUUGAAUGUGGAGGAGGUUUUUAUAUCAGAAGCUUGGUCAGUGACAUUGGCAAAGAACUUUCUUCCUGUGCCACUGUGCAAGAACUGACCCGAACUAAACAGGGACCAUUUACACUAGAGGAACAUGCCCUUCGUGAAGACAAAUGGACAAUUGAUGGAAUAGCACAGUCCCUAGAGCACUGCAUGCCUCUUCUCUCAGUAGAACCUUCUGUUAAAAAAUUAAAAACUGAGGAUUCUAAAGUACCAGCUGUGAGCUCUGAAGACAAAACAAUAAGUCAGGUUAAGGAAAAAGAUGGAGUGACUGGAACAUCUUAAGACUGGACUGGGAUUGUUAUGUUUUCCUGGUUGAAUUUAUAAUCUUUUUGUGUGCAAAAUGACAAGCUGCAUUGUUUAAAAAAAAAAAGAAUUCUCUUUUUUUUCUCUCUCUCUCUGUGCAUGGAGAAAAAGUCUGUAAUUUCUUAUUCCUACAAUGUGCUAUUCAUCUGAUACAAUUGCAUUAUAAAUGGGUUUGUCAGUAAUCUAAAUUCUUUGCUGUAUCCUCAAAUGAUCUUUUAGAAUGUUUUUGUGUUACCAUAUUGUCAAUAAAAAUUUUAAAUCAAAAUUUCAGAAAACUUAAUUUUCUGAAUUUAGUCACUCAUCGGUAUCUACGCCAGUAAAUAAGUUAAAUGCAUUUUCUAAUCUAAUGAAAACAAAAUCUAUGUUGUACUUUACUUUGUUCUCUGAAGUUCAGAGAUUCAGAGUGUAAAAUUUUUUUUAUUGGACUACCCAGAGAAAUUUUAUUGAUAAUCCACUGAAGACAGGAUCAUGCUGAAUUAUUUUUUUAAAACAGAGCUUAAAAUGGUCCUUUAUGUACUUCAUUUGCUUUAUGAACAUAAUUUUGGGGAAUUAUUCAUUAUAAAGAAACAUUGCUUGGUUAAGACUAUAUCUACCUAUAAUAAUUUAUUUGUUAGUUUAAGUCUAAGGACCAACCAGAUGCAAUUAAUAUCUAGAAGUGGACUCUAUAAUUACCUACUGUCCCCAUUAAUAGGAUCAAAAUCGAUGUUUUACUCUAUCAACACAGAUGAUUAUUCCAUGAAAAUAAAAAAUAAAAUAAUUAAGGCUUAUUAAUUGGUAGGUAGCAAAGGGACUCAAGUGCCCUUCAUAUUUUCCUUUUACAUUGGGACCUGAGGGUGGGGAAUAGGGAAAAUUGUUGUUGGGUUGUUUUUUGGGGGGGUUUUUUUGGCUAAAUUAUUUAUCUUUCUCUUAAAAAAAAAUUAUCAGGCAAGUCACUUAUCCCCAAUUGGCUCACUUAAAAAAAAAAAACAAACCAAACCAAACAAAAAAUUAUCCCUAUCUGUGACUUUUUUUAGACUUGUUUACUUCUAUUAUUGUUUCAAGUGAUACUGAUUUUGACCAAGAUGGCUUCAUUACAUUUUCAGGUAGACAUUUGCUCUAAAUAAUUGAUUAUUAUGUUUUUUUCAUUGGGUUAUACUGAGAAUCCCCCAAUUCUUUAUACCACUCCAAUUGCAAAAUUUAGAAAGUACAGUCACUAACAAAUAUUCAAAUUUAUAGAUGCUAGGAGCUUCAUAUUUUACUUUAUAGGAAAGUGUAAUAUUUUAUUCUGUUUUUAAUAUAGUCUCUCUUUAUAUUCCUAUAGUUUAAAAGCAAGACCAUUAAAAACUUCUUGAAAUUAAGUUGUUUUAUCCUCUAAAACAUUUAAUAAUUCCACAUUAAAGAAUACAAAAUAAAUUAAUUUUAAUUAUGGUUAAUCUAACAUCUACUAUAAAACACUUUUUGGUAGAUUAUCAGCAUAUAUGGAGUAUAAUAUGAACACAUUAUAAUGUUUUUUAAAAUUAUUAUUUCAAUUAAGCAUUCUUUUCUCUCCCUGUUCUCUACUGGGGAAACAAACAAACCCUUUUUAAUGGAUAUGCAUAGUCAAAAAAAUUCUCAUGUUGGCCAUAUUAAAAAAUGUGUCUCAUUCUACAUAUUUAGUCUUAUCUCCUAUUUGUCAGCAGGUGGGUACUGUUCCUUAUCAUUGGUCUUCUGGAAUCUUGAUUGAUUAUUGCAUUGAUGAGAGUUAAUGAGAAGUUUUUAUACUACUUGGGGUCACAUACAGGAUUAAAAAGAAAAGAAAUGUUUUUUUAAUACUUUAAUUGUAAUAGCAAAAUAAUUUCUGAACUUCAAAUUAAAAGUUUGUAAUUUGAAUGUAACCAAACUUAAUACUCACCAACUUAAGUGAAAACUAGUGGAAGUAUAUAGUUUAAUGAUCUUACAGUACCAAUUCAUGUAAUGACUGAUAGUUCAAAUGAUUUUUUUUCCUAAUGUUGAGGUGAAAGGUAAUUGAUCAUUUCUGUUUCAUAAUUUCAUAAAUUCCAGUGUACAAAAUGACAUUUAAUUGUUUUAUAAUAAGUCUGGUCAGUUUGCAAAAAAAAAAAGGGAAAGAAAAGAAAUAACUAAUUCAGUAGUUCCAAGUCUCAUGUAUAUAGUUCAAUUAUAUAUUUUCAGCUACAUUCUUUCCAAUUUUCCCCUUUCUUUUAAAGAAAAGUUUUUAAAUUUAUACUGGGCAAAAAUGGUAAAGGAGUCUUUUGUAUUUGCCUUAAAUCUACAGCCUCUUAAAAUUGAAAAUGCCAUCUCAGAGGUCAUUUAUUCACCAUAUUGUGAGGAAAAAUCCCACAUCAUUUUAGUUUGGCAUUUUUAAUUUCUGCUCUUCCUAAAGAGUUUGUCUCACUUUGUUUUGAGAAUUGUACAAAGUGAUGCCAAAGAAUUAUACAGUAAAACUAAUAAUUUGCAUUUUCCUGAUUUAAAACUCAGUUUGACUAGCAUUUAAUGCCCACUAUGUGUAAAGUUCUGGAGAUAUAGAGACAGUGUAAUUAUCUUUGCCUUUAAGGAGCCCCCUAUUAGAGGAUAUACAUAAAUCGAAAGCAUAUUUGAAAUUAUGCCAAGUUAUUUUAAGAGAAAGCUGGGCUAAAGUUUUACUCUUACUUAGUUUGGGCAUAUCCCAAACUAGGCAAAGUUUUAUAACCCUUGAAAUUAAGUCUGUUCUCCAUUUGGGUUGUUGAAUAUCACAGGGUAAUUUACAUUCAUUUUGCCCUUAUCUAUUACAAAGAUAUCUUCACAAAGAUACCAAGUUCAUUAAUCCACCUAAACUGCUUCUGUUAAGAUGAAGGAAAAAAGAAUAGGUGAAACAAAUGCCCAAGUUCUAUAAGUUCAAAGUCCCUGUCUGUUGAUUUUCCUACUCUAGUCAGUUUUUGUUUUGUUUUUGCAUCUCUGGCACCUACCAUAAAGCCUUGAACAUAUUAGAUGCUGGAAAAAUACUUGUUGAAUUGGACACAAGAAGGAAAAGUAAGGGAAACCUGGCUUCUGAACUUGUAGAUUCCAGGUCUAACCAACACUUUUAUGCACAUUGCAUGAGGGCCCAGUAUUUUUCUUUUGCUCUAUUCCUUUGCAUGUCUAUGUACUUCAUCGGUGGGCAAUAGUUUUGGGAUUUGUUUUGUUUUUAUUUUGAUAAGUAAUUGCAAAACUUGAAUUGUCCUUUCACUAAGCAACAUAGUCUAGCUCAGUUCUCUACCUAUGAUUAUAUUUUCAGGCUUUAUUUAAAUUUAAAAUUUUUAUGGUCUAAAUUUUGACCAACUUCAAACAUAUCUUCCAUUUAUGUUGUUGC